Phytophthora sojae is the source of this 1395-nucleotide messenger RNA. RefSeq lists its product as hypothetical. The transcript has a single exon. The record is from RefSeq and is a predicted model, not a curated record. The coding region runs from base 1 to 1395 and encodes 464 amino acids. Lineage: Eukaryota; Oomycota; Peronosporomycetes; Peronosporales; Peronosporaceae.
AUGGGGCGCCGCGACUUCCCUCUGCCCCGCAGAGACUUCCCGGACUUCACGGCCUCGCCCGAAGUGCACCAGGACUGCAGGGACCUGGCCACCAAGUUGCUGGCCCACACAGUGCACGAGUUCGAGCGCUACGCAUACGACGAGUCGGGCGUGGUGGAGCGCCGACGGUGGAAGGCCAAGUCGACCAAGAACGACAUCACGCUGUACCGCGAGCGGGACGGCGGCUCCAUGGGCAUGGUGCUGGCCGACUCGCUGCACCGACUCGUAGAGAAGCAGGAGAUCUUCUCCCCGACUGCAGCGACGAUGAUCCCGCCGACGCUGCUGCUGGUUGGAACCAGACAAGGCUUCGUAGAGAACGCUAUGAGCACGCUGGUGACCUUGACCCAAGACGAGUUGGCGCUGGUUGUAAAGUUUCUGCAUGGGGACGUCGCUGACUGCGCCGUGCUCUAUACGAUGGAGGGCCCGAGUCCGAGCAAACCCUUCCACUUCCUCGGCUUCAAGUUCUUCGUGACGGAGUCGGCGACCGACGCGCGGAUCAUCAAGCGGCGCCACAGCGUCUACCUCGAGUACACGGGGCUCACGCGGUCGAGGACGGGGGAGGUGCUGGGCUACCACAUGAUGCAGUCGGUGGCGCUUCCCCAGUUCCCGGAUCUGUCGGGUCAUAACUCGGUGUGCGCCAUGACGUCGAUGCGCUUCAUCUACCGCCAGAAGAGCGACGGCUUGGUGGAGAUCUUCAUGCUCGGCAGCAUUGACGUCUCCGGGUGGCUCAUUAAGCCCAUGGCCACGAUGGUGGUGGAGGACGUGACCUUCGGCAUGACGCGGAUGCUCGACUGCUCCGAGACCAAGCGCCUUACUCAGAUGGCGUGCGAGUUCCAGAAGCGCAAGAAGGACGAGCGCCUUGGUCGGAGACCAAUGCGUCAGACGUCGCUGGGCAACGACUCGUGCUGCUCCGUGUGCCAGCGCGAGCGCAAGAGCGGCUUCGGCGGCGUGCGGCUCGUGCCGUGUCUGGUCUGCGGGCAUGUGGCCUGCUCGCGCUGCCGGGCCAACAAGCAGAUCUUCGUGACCAGCAACGACGGACUGCUGGGCAAGCUCGUCAAGGUGCCGGUGUGCAGCGUCUGCACCAUGACGGCCAACAUCAGCUACUACGAGCAGCAGUACCGAGCCCAGCAGAAGAGCAGCUCGGGCGAGGAGAUGGCCUUCCAGCCCAUGCACCUGUCCGACCGAUACGACCGCGAGGACUCGCUCAGCAUCUCGGGCUCGAGCGGCAGCAGGCUCGGAGGCUCCGGCUCGGCCAGCGAUUUGAGGCGCUACUUCAGCGCUGCUGCCAGGGAACGAGACCACUCGGCUGAGCCCCAGAGCAGGCAGACGGAAGCAGCGCGAUACGGACCCCGAUGA